UUCCUGUGUCCAUGACUAAUGUGUUCUCUGGAGUGUUCUGGGGGACUGGGGUAACUGUGGAUGCUGUUGCUCUGAGUUGGGAACAGGAUGGCUGGGACAGAAGCAUUUUUAGCUGAUGGCAAUCAGGAGUUACUUCCUUGUGAAGUCUGUGGAAGACGCUUUGCAGCAGAUGUUCUGGAAAGACAUGGACCAAUAUGUAGGAAACUCUUCAACAAAAAGCGUAAACCUUUCAAUUCCUUGAAACAAAGAUUACAAGGCACUGACAUUCUCCUUGUGAGAAAGGCUCCUCAGUCCAAGCCUCAGCCUGUGAGAAGAUCUAACUGGAGACAACAACAUGAAGACUUCAUUAAUGCAAUCCGUUCAGCCAAGCAGUGUACUCUAGCCAUUAAGGAAGGCCGACCCCCCCCACCUCCACCUCCUCCAUCCAUCAACCCAGAUUACACUCAGUGCCCAUACUGUAUGAGGAGGUUUAAUGACACCGCAGCCAGUCGGCACAUUAACUUCUGCAAGGAUCAGUCUUCUCGCCGAGUCUUUGAUGCAGCUCAAACGGCAGCCAAAUUGGCAUCCCGGGUGCAGACUAGGACUCAGAUGAGACCAAAAAAAGAGCCAACGGUAACCAGGGCCGUGGGAGUCUUACUGCAGAACAGGGCCCUGGAAUCCUCGAGUGUGGCCCCAACUAGGCCAGGAUUAGCAGUGGACCCUGCUUCUGGAGCAAAACUCAGACAAGGAUUUACUAAAUCUUCUAAAAAAGAUUAACGCCUAGAGGCCAGACUGUCUCCCUUUAACGUCUCAGCCGGCCUGGCUGUGCACCUGGGAAUGCCACCUAAGGGGACACAGAGGCAGACAGCUGUUUAUAAGCUCAGGAUUCUUCUUGAGACAUCAUGAAGAACAAGGAAAAACCAGAUUCAAAUUUUCUUCUUCUUUACUCCCUUUAAAUUUUUCAGAACCGCAUCAUUAAACAACAUAACAGCCUGCACUGAAA
Messenger RNA from Suricata suricatta (meerkat), 982 nucleotides. It is a transcript of the gene ZC2HC1B, whose product is annotated as zinc finger C2HC-type containing 1B. The transcript is spliced from 8 exons. The coding region runs from base 88 to 756 and encodes 222 amino acids. The record is from RefSeq and is a predicted model, not a curated record. Lineage: Eukaryota; Metazoa; Chordata; Mammalia; Carnivora; Herpestidae.